Molecule: messenger RNA, 696 nt
Organism: Trypanosoma grayi
Lineage: Eukaryota; Euglenozoa; Kinetoplastea; Trypanosomatida; Trypanosomatidae
Product: putative G10 protein
Exons: 1
Coding region: 1-696 (231 amino acids)
Biological process (GO): mRNA splicing, via spliceosome
Cellular component (GO): spliceosomal complex; nucleus
Source: RefSeq, a predicted model, not a curated record
AUGAGGCGUCCACCACCGGGCUUUGAGGCAAUCAACGACAAGCUCGACGAGUACGAAGCAGAGAUGCGUCUUGCGCUCGCUGAUGAUCCGUCGCAGGCUCAACUCCCCGCAGCGGGGCGGAGCGCGAAUAAGAGCAGAAGCGCCACCUCGGUUGCUGCUGGCAAGGAGGGAAAGGCGAGUGGCCAUGAGGACUGUGAGAACGAAGGUAACUCGGAACAGACGGCAAAGCCUGUACCACCGCUCUGGCGUGUCGCCCGCAUCAACCACGAGCGCACCCGCUAUGUGUUCAACGCAUGCUAUCGUGAGAAGACGAUAUCAAGCGAGGUCCUGAGCUACUGCUGUGAGAUGAACUUUAUUGAUGCCGGACUUGUGCGGCGGUGGAAGCUUCCCGGGUACGAACGGCUGUGCUGCACGGCCUGCUGUGUCCCCGGCACGGCGAGUGCGGCGGCGCGACUUGUUAGCAAGCACGCCAACCGUCACAAGACUGAGCGGCGCAGUCACGACGAUGAUGAGCGUGGGGGCACUUGUAUCUGCCGUGUGCCAGCAGAGAGACGUCGUAUAAAGCACUUAAAGGGGUGCACCGUGUGUGGGUGCACGGGCUGCAGCUCCGGCGAGAAGCGAGAGCGGGAGGAGAAGAAGAGUGAAGAGGCGCCUGUGGAAAAGCUGGCGCGCACUGAAAGUGAGCAGGAGAACUAA